This is a messenger RNA of Acanthosepion pharaonis, 5541 nucleotides long. Lineage: Eukaryota; Metazoa; Mollusca; Cephalopoda; Sepiida; Sepiidae. The record is from the annotation of a GenBank genome assembly.
AUGUCAUCGGCGCGAAUUAGAAGAACCGCGGCGGGGAAAUCGCUGGAAUCUUUGCGUCUAAAAUUUUCUCCAAAUAUCUAUCUAUCUAUCUAUCCAUCUAUUUAUCUAUUUAUCUAUCUAUCUAUCUAUCUAUCUAUCUAUCUAUCUGAGUCUGUCUGUCUAUCUAUCUAUCUAUCUAUCUCAGACUGUUCAUUUAUCUAUCUAUCUAUUCAUUCAUAUCUAUCUAUGUAUCUAUCUCAGACUGUUCAUUUAUCUAUCUAUUUAUCUAUCUAUCUAUCUAUCUAUCUAUCUCAGACUGUUCAUUUAUCUAUCUAUCUAUCUAUCUAUCUAUCUAUCUAUCUCAGACUGUUCAUUUAUCUAUCUAUCUAUCUAUCUCAGACUGUUCAUUUAUCUAUCUAUUAUCUAUCUAUCUAUCUAUCUAUCUAUCUCAGACUGUUCAUCUAUCUAUCUAUCUAUCUAUCUAUCUCAGACUGUUCAUUUAUCUAUCUAUCUAUCUAUCUAUCUAUCUAUCUAUCUAUCUAUCUAUCUCAGACUGUUCAUUUAUCUAUCUAUUUAUCUAUCUAUCUAUCUAUCUAUCUAUCUAUCUCAGACUGUUCAUUUAUCUAUCUAUCUAUCUAUCUAUCUAUCUAUCUCAGACUGUUCAUUUAUCUAUCUAUUUAUCUAUCUAUCUAUCUAUCUAUCUAUCUAUCUAUCUUCAUCUAUCUAUUUAUCUAUCUAUCUAUCUAUCUCAGACUGUUCAUUUAUCUAUCUAUCUAUCUAUCUAUCUAUCUAUCUAUCUCAGACUUUUCAUUUAUCUAUCUAUUUAUCUAUCUCAGACUGUUCAUUUAUCUAUCUAUCUAUCUAUCUAUCUAUCUCAGACUUUUCAUUUAUCUAUCUAUUUAUCUAUCUAUCUAUCUUUCUAUCUAUCUAUCUAUCUAUCUAUUCAUCUAUCUAUCUUUUAUCUAUCUAUCUAUCUAUCUAUCUAUCUCUAUCUGUUCAUUUAUCUAUCUAUUUAUCUAUCUAUCUAUCUAUCUAUCUCAGACUGUUCAUUUAUCUAUCUAUCUAUCUAUCUGUUGUUUAUCUAUCUAUCUAUCAUCUAUCUAUCUAUCUAUCUAUCUAUCUAUCUAUCUCAGAUGUUCAUUUAUCUAUCUAUCUAUCUAUCUAUCUAUUUAUGUAAACUAUUUAUCUAUAUAUCUAUCUAUCUAUUUAUCUAUCUAUCUAUCUAUCUCAUAUGUUCAUUCAUCUAUCUAUUUAUUCUAUUAUCUAUCUAUCUAUCUAUCUAUCUAUCUAUCUAUUUAUAUAUCAUACUGUUCAUUUAUCUAUCUAUCUAUCUAUCUAUCUCAGACUGUUCAUUUAUCUAUCUAUUUAUCUAUCUAUCUAUCUAUCUAUCUAUCUCAGACUGUUCAUUUAUCUAUCUAUCUAUCUAUCUCAGACUGUUCAUUUAUCUAUCUAUUUAUCUAUCUAUCUAUCUAUCUUGUUCAUUAUCUCUAUCUAUUUUAUCUAUCUAUCUAUCUAUCAGAUGUUCAUUUAUCUAUCUAUCUAUCUAUCUAUCUAUCUAUCUAUCUCAGACUACAUUUAUCUAUUAUCUAUCUAUCUAUCUAUCUAUAUCUCAUCUGUUCAUUUAUCUAUCUAUCUAUUCAUUUAUCUAUCUAUCUAUCUAUCUAUCUCAGACUGUUCAUUUAUCUAUCUAUUUAUCUAUCUAUCUAUCUAUCUAUCUAUCUUCUGUUCAUUUAUUUAUCUAUCUAUUUAUCUAUCUAUCUAUCUAUCUCAGACUGUUCAUUUAUCUAUCUAUCUAUCUAUCUAUCUAUCUAUCUAUCUAUCUAUCUAUCUAUCUAUCUAUCUAUCUUUUCAUCUAUCUAUCUAUCUCAUCUAUCUUUAUCUAUCUAUCUAUCUAUCUAUCAUCUAUCUAUGACUGUUCAUUUAUCUAUCUAUCUAUCUAUCUAUCUCAGACUGUUCAUUUAUCUAUCUAUCUAUCUAUCUAUCUAUCUCAGACUGUUCAUUUAUCUAUCUAUCUAUCUAUCUAUCUAUCUAUCUAUCUCAGACUGUUCAUUUAUCUAUCUAUUUAUCUAUCUAUCUAUCUAUCUAUCUCAGACUGUUCAUUUAUCUAUCUAUCUAUCUAUCUAUCUAUCUAUCUAUCUAUCUAUCUCAGACUGUUCAUUUAUCUAUCUAUCUAUCUAUCUAUCUAUCUAUCUAUCUAUCUAUCUCAGACUGUUCAUUUAUCUAUCUAUUUAUCUAUUCAUUCAUAUCUAUUUAUGUAUCUAUCUAUCUAUCUAUCUAUCUAUCUAUCUAUCUGAGUCUGUUCAUAUCUAUCUAUCUAUCUAUCAAGUCUGUUCAUUAUCUAUCUAUCUAUCUAUCUAUCUUUUAUUAGCCCAUUUUUUGUUAAAUGCGUUCGAAUCUAUCUCUAAAUUUCUCUCUCUCUCUCUCUCUCUCUCUCUCUCUCUCAAAUUUUCUAUAUAUAUCUAUAAUAAGUUAAUAUCUAUCUAUCUAUCUAUCUAUCUAUCUAUCUAUCUAUCUAUCUAUCUAUAUUCAUAUCUGUCUCAGUUUGUCCACAUAUAUCUAUUUAUCUAUUUAUAUCAGUCUGUUCAUAUCUAUCUAUCUAUCUAUCUAUCUAUCUAUCUAUCUAUCUAUCUAUCUCAUUUUUAUUUUCCUUAUUUCUUCAUUUCAACUAAUCAUUCAUUCUUUCUAUCUUUCUUUCUUUCUUUUGUUCUUUCUUUCAUACCAUUUUUCUUUCUUUCUUUCUUUCUUUCUUUCUUCUCUUUCUUUAUUUCUUUCUUUUCCCAUUUAGAAAUUUUUCUUUCUUUCUUUCUUUUGUUCUUUCUUUUCUUCCCUUUUUUUUUCUUUCUUUUUUUUCUUUCUUUCUUUCUUCUCUUUCUUUAUUUCUUUCUUUCAUCCUAUUCUUUCUUUCUAUCUUUCUUUCUUUCUUUUGUUCUUUCUUUUCUUCCCUUUUUUCUUUCUUUCUUUCUUUCUUUCUUUCUUUUCUUUUUUCUUUCUUUCUUUUUUUUUUUCUUCUUUCUUUUCUUUCGUUCUUUCUUUCUUUCUUUCUUUCUUUCUUCAAUUCUUUCUUUUCUUUCUUUCUUCCUUUCUUUCUUUUUUCUUUUUUCUUUUGUUUCUUUUUGUUCUUUCUUUUCUUUCCUUUUUCAUUUCUUUUUUCUUCCUUUCAUUCUUUUUUCUUUCUUUUUUUUCAUCUUCUUUCUUUCUUUUCUUCUUCUUUUUUUCUUUCUUUUUUUCUUUUUCUUUUUUUUUUCUUUUUUCUUUCCUUUUUUCCCUUCUCUCUUUCUUUUUUCCUUAUUCUAUUUCUUUUCUUUCUUUCUUUUUUCUUUCUUUUCUUUUUUUUUUUAUAUCUUUUUUUUUCCUUUCUUUUUCCUUUUUUUCUUUCUUUCUUUCUUUCUUUCUUUUCUUUUCUUUUCUUUUUUCAUCUUUUUUUUUUUUUUUUUUCUUUCUUUUUCUUUUUGUUUUCUUUCUUUCUUUCUUUCUUUCUUUCUUUCUUUCUUUCUUUUUUCUUUCUUUCUUUUUUUCUUCCUUUCUUUCUUUUCUUUCUUUUUUUCUUUCUUUAUUUUUUAUUCUUUCUUUCUUUCUUUUUAUUCUUUCCUGUCUUCAUUUCUUUCUUCCUUUUUCUUUCUUUCUUUCUUUCUUUCUUUCUUUCUUUCUUUCUUUCCAUUCUAUAUCUAUUUGUCUUUCCUAUCGUUUUUCUCUUUCUUAUUCUUUCUUCUUUCUUUAAUUUUUACUCUUUUUCUUCUUUUAGUCUUCUUUUUUUCAUUCUUUUUUCUUUCCAUUCUCUUUCUAUGCGUAUUUCCUAUUAUUUUUUGUCUUCAUAAUUCAUUGUUCGUUCUUUUUUUUUUUUUUUAUCUUUUUUUUCGACUUUUUUCUUUAUUCAUUCAUUCUUCUUUUUCGUUUACUUUCUUCCCCUUUUUCUUUCAUUUUUUUCUUUAUUUCUUUCUUUCUUUCUUUUUUCUUUCUCCCUUUUUCUUCCUUUUUUUCUUUCUUUCUUUCUUUCCUUUCUUUUUUUCUUUCUUUUUUCUUUCUUUUCUUUCUUUUUUUCUUUUUUUCUUUCCUUUUUUUUUCUUUUCUUUCUUUUUUCUUUUCUUUCUUUCUUUUUUUUCUUUUUUUUCUUUUUUUCUUUCUUUCUUUUUCUUUUUCUUUCUUUUUUUCUCUUUUCUUUUUUUUUUUCUUUUCUUUCUUUCUUUCUUUUUUCUUUUUUAUUCUUUCUUUCUUUCUUUUUUCUUUUCCUUUUUUCUUCUUUUUUUUCUUUUUUUUCCUUCUUUUCCUUUCUUUUCUUUUUUUCUUUCCUUCUUUUCUUUCUUUCUUUCUUUUUCUUCUUUUUUCCCUUUUUUUUUCCUUUUUCUUUCCUUUCUUUCUUUUUUUUUCUUUUUUUUUCUUUCUUUCCUUCUUUCCCCUCUCCUUUCUUCUUCCUUUUUUUUCUUUUUUUUUCUUUCUUUUUUCUUUCUUUCUUUCUUCUUUUCUUUUCUUUCUUUCCUUCUUGCUUUCCUUCCAUCUUUUCUUUUUCAUUUUAACCCUCCUUUCCUUUUUCCUUCUCUUCUUCCUUUCUUUUUCUUUUUUUCCCUUCUUUUUUUUUUUUUCCUUUUCUUCCUUUUUCUUUUUUCCUUUUUUUUCCUCUUCUUCCUUUUUUCCUUCCUUCUUCCUCCCUUUCCUUCCUUCCUUUUUUCCUUCCUUUCCUUUCUCCUUUCCUUCCUUCCUUUUUCCUUCCUUUCCUUUUCUUUUCUUUUUUUCCUUCCUUUCUUUCCUUCCUUUCUUUUUUUUUUCCUUCCUUCCUUCCUUUCUUCCUUCCUUCUUCACUCCCUUAUUUAUUUCUUUUUUUUUUCCUUUCUUCCUUUCUUUUUCCUUCCCCUUUCCUUUUCCUUCCUUUCUUCCUUCCUUCCUUCUUCCUUCCCCACCCCUUCCUUUUCUUUUUUUCCUUCUGUCCUUUCUUCCUUCUCCCUACCCCCUCCCUUCUUUUCUUCCUUUCUUUCUUCUUUCUUUCUUUUUUCCUUUCCCUUCCCACCUUUCCUCCGUUUUUUUUCCUUCCUUCCUUUCUUCCUUCCUUCCUUCCUUCCUUCCUUUCCUUCCUUUUCUUCCUUCCUUCCUUCCUUCCUUUUCAUUCCUUUUUUCCUUUUCUCCCUUUAUUUCCUUUUUUCCUUCUUUCCUUCCUUUAUUCCUUCCUUCCUCCUUUUCUUUCCUUUCUUUCUUCCUUCCUUUCUUCCUUCCUCUUAUUCUUUCAUUUUUUUUUUUUUACCCUCCUUUUUUAUUUUUUUUUUUCUUUCUUUUUUUCUUUAUUGUUUUUUUCCACCUGGAACAGAUAUUAAUUUGUGGAGACUUUCUUUCUCUAUUGCUUACUUUCUUUCUUUCUUUCUUUCUGUGUCUCUUUCUUUUUGCGCUUUCAUUAUUAUUAUUAUUAUUAUUAUUAUUAUUAUUGAUUGGUUUUUUUUUACAAACCUUUUUAUCUUUUAUUUUAUUUUCUCUUUUCAUAAAUUUUAUCUCAGUUCAAACACAAUCUGUUUACGUCCAUCUCUUCUUUCUUUUUAUAUUCUAUCUAUCUAUCUAUCUAUCUAUCUAUCUAUCUAUUAA